Messenger RNA from Xenia sp. Carnegie-2017, 1239 nucleotides. RefSeq names its product autophagy protein 5-like. The transcript is spliced from 8 exons. Lineage: Eukaryota; Metazoa; Cnidaria; Anthozoa; Malacalcyonacea; Xeniidae. The coding region runs from base 152 to 976 and encodes 274 amino acids. Gene Ontology annotation, cellular component: Atg12-Atg5-Atg16 complex; phagophore assembly site membrane; cytoplasm. The record is from RefSeq and is a predicted model, not a curated record. Gene Ontology annotation, biological process: cellular response to nitrogen starvation; nucleophagy; autophagy of mitochondrion.
GAAUCUUUCCCAUAGAAGACAAUUAUACUCGUGAUUUCAAGUUUAUAUUUCUUUUUUAUCUUCAAAAAGUCUUACUUCCUUUUGAAGUACUAUUGUUUGAAAAUAUUAAUAUCGUGUUUUUACGAUGGUAUAACGAACUCGUGAUUUUAAAAUGGCGGACGACCGAGAAGUUUUGCGAAUCCUCUGGGAUGGUCGGAUACCAGUAUGUUUUUCUCUAAACUCCGACGAAGUGUUUACUCUUGAGCAGCCCGAACCAUUCUAUCUGUUGCUUCCAAGAGUGAGUUAUCUUCCUGUUGUUACUGACAAAGUCACAAAACAUUUUCAAUCUGCAAUCAAACCCGAUAAGGAUACCAGCAGUAUUUGGUUUGACUUUAAUGGACAAUCUCUUAAAUGGCACUAUCCAAUAGGAGUACUCUUUGACCUGUAUGGCUCCCAUGAUGCAUUGCCAUGGAACAUAACAGUUCAUUUUGAGGACUUUCCCGAGGAUGAAUUAAUUCAUUGUGAAAGCAAAGAGGUUGUUGAAUCCUAUUUCAUGUCCGCUAUAAAAGAGGCAGAUUCAUUGAAACACAAGUCUCAGAUCAUCAAUUCAAUGCAAAAGAAAGAUCACAAACAAUUAUGGCUUGGUCUUAAUAACGACAAAUUUGAGCAGUUUUGGGGUGUAAACAAAAGACUAAUGGAAAGAUCUGGUGAUGAACUUUUUAGGCAUAUCCCAUUCAGAAUUCAUCAGGGGGAUGAAAUGUUUAUUCAAAAGCUUGUGAAACCUAUCAACGAAGCAGGAGAGUUGUUAACUUUAAAGAGUCUUAUGCAGCAGGCACUACCGGAUACGUUCGCCACAAACGAAGAUUUCGAGUCAGCAAAAAUUGUUAUCCAUGGUAUUGAACCGCCCACGGAUACACCUCUUCAAUGGUUGAGUGAACAUUUUAGUUAUCCUGAUAACUUCCUUCACAUUGUACUCAGCAAGAAUGUUGAAACAUAGUGUUUUUUCUAUCGUAAACCAGCCCGCCCGCUUUUUUUUCACCUACUCCUAAAAUCCAAGUAUGCUUGUGUUUAAACACUAGAAAGACAGUUAAUGAAAUUAAUAUUUUCCAGAAAUUAAUAAUUUUUCUGGAAAACUUUGCAUUGUAGUAGUGCAAGCUGCUGGCUUGCUUCGUCGCAUGGUUUUCUUUGUAGAAUAUUUUAGUAUUUUUUCUUACCAUUCCUGUACAUUUCCACAAGUAAAAUACAAGCGUAAGUUAAAAA